This is a messenger RNA of Exaiptasia diaphana, 1724 nucleotides long. Its product is annotated as calcium-binding mitochondrial carrier protein SCaMC-2. Gene Ontology annotation, biological process: transmembrane transport. Lineage: Eukaryota; Metazoa; Cnidaria; Anthozoa; Actiniaria; Aiptasiidae. The coding region runs from base 27 to 1445 and encodes 472 amino acids. The transcript has 11 exons. Gene Ontology annotation, molecular function: ATP transmembrane transporter activity; calcium ion binding. Gene Ontology annotation, cellular component: mitochondrial inner membrane. The record is from RefSeq and is a predicted model, not a curated record.
UUCAACCAUUGACCCAUGUAAACAACAUGGCGGAAAACCCUGAUGAACAUCAUCACUAUCGUUCAGACCCAGAAAGAUUAGAACGCUUAUUCAAAGAGCUCGAUAAGAAUCAAGAUGGUAAAAUAGAUGUUCAUGAACUGGCCGAAGGKCUUCAAAAAUAUCAUGGCGCCAGAUACAGACCAGGACAGGCUCAGCAUAUUAUGACACUGGGAGAUCAGAAUUUAGAUGGACAUAUGUCAUUUGAAGAAUUUGUUAAAUAUGCAACCGACCAUGARAAAAAAUUAUGGCUUGUUUUUAAAAGCGUAGACUUAAAUAAUAGUGGGAGUGUAGAUGCUUCCGAACUGAAAGUAGCAUUCAAAGAAAUGGGUGUUAAGGUUACAGAGCAGGAAAUAGAUCUUUUAUUAAAAGGGAUGGAUAAAGAUAAAACAUUAAAAGUAAACUGGAAUGAAUGGCGUGAAUAUCAUUUAUUAAACCCCAGUGGACAUAGCAUUCAUGACAUUAUUCAAUUCUGGAGACAUGCAAUUUGUAUAGACAUAGGAGAGGAUAUGCUGAUUCCUGAUGAAUUCACAGAAGCAGAGAAAGUUUCAGGCAUGUGGUGGCGACAGCUUGUAGCAGGUGGAGGAGCUGGAGUCGUAUCAAGAACAGCAACAGCACCAUUGGAUAGACUCAAGGUCUUAUUGCAGGUUCAAGCAAGCGCAACAAACAGGUUUGGCAUUGUAUCUGGAUUCAAAAUGAUGUUACGAGAGGGUGGUAUUAAAUCGCUGUGGAGAGGAAAUGGUGCCAAUGUUAUUAAAAUUGCACCUGAGUCAGGCAUCAAGUUCUUUGCUUAUGAAAAGGCUAAAAAACUAGUGUGUUCAGAUGAAAAGAAUCUUGGUGUCCUAGAAAGGUUAUUGGCAGGUUCUAUGGCGGGUGUGGCAUCACAAACAAGCAUAUAUCCACUAGAGGUCCUUAAAACAAGGUUGGCMAUAAGAAAGACAGGACAGUACACSGGUCUUGUUAAUGCAGCAUCUGUCAUAUACCACAAAGAAGGRSUACGUAGCUUUUACAGAGGUCUUUUUCCAAGUUUGCUGGGUAUUAUUCCAUAUGCUGGCAUUGAUCUAGCAGUUUAUGAGACAUUAAAAAACUUCUAUCUUGGAUACCACAAAAAUGAAUCAGCAGAUCCUGGAGUGUUAGUAUUGUUAGCAUGUGGYACAGCCUCCAGUACWUGUGGACAACUUGCAAGCUAUCCUCUUUCAUUAGUAAGAACCAAGCUACAAGCACAAGCCCGUGAGCGUGGCAAAGGCARUGGAGAUAACAUGUUUACAUUGUUAAGUAGAAUAUUUCGAGAGGAUGGUGUUCGUGGUCUAUACCGGGGUCUUGCACCUAACUUUAUGAAAGUUGCUCCAGCAGUUAGCAUAAGCUACGUUGUUUAUGAACAUCUGAGAAUGGGACUUGGUGUGAUAUAACCUGUUCUUCAAAUUCAAAAGGAUUUUAUGGUGAGGGAAUUUUUUUGCACUCUGAAUCCACAACAAGAACAGAAUGGAUUCCUUUGAGCUGAAAAAUUUGAAGACAAGUGAAGAUAAAGUCAUUCUUGGGAAUGCUAUGUGGAAAAGAUGGUCAUGUCAGAAGCAUGAUGAGAAGACACUGGUACCAAAUCAAAUGAAUUCUAGAGAAUUUUGAGAAAGCUGAUUUAUCAAAAURCUUUUACUAAACAUGAAAUUGUAUUAUUUUUCAUAACAUUUUUA